CGGUCACCCAGCCACCCCUCUGUCUCUCUGCGAGUCCAUUUCCAAGACUGAUUCCAUGCCGUGCAGAAUCAGCCGGACGUUAUUACACUGGACGCCGUCGUCCUUCGCAAGAAUCCAUUUCGUUUCCGCUCGGAGAAAUCUUUCGGUGGGGAUUUGUGCAUUUCCAAAAACAAAACAAACUUCCGUUGGGGACCUUUGAUGUGUGGACCCUCUCCUCGCUCCGAUUUGGAAAAGGGGUUACUUCGCUCCCGGAUUAUACAACUCCCAACAAUUGACAACUACAAGAAGAAUAACAACAAAAACAAUCAUAACAACAACAACAACCACUGCUACUACUACCACUACUACUAUCUCUACUACUACUACUACUACCUCUACUACUACCUUUACUACUAUCUCUACUACUACCUCUACUACUACUAUUGGCAUUACUGUAACUGCUGCUACUACAACUACUAUUACCACUACUACUACUACCACCACAGCUGCUGCUUCUACUACUACUACUACUACUACUAAGCAAUAACAGUGGUUAACAACUGCAACAGUACCAACAACAACCACCACAACCACAACAACAACAGGAACUUUUGUGAAGCUAUUUGGAAAUAACCAAAUCUUCUUUCAAAUAAUACAAACGCGAAGAAAAAUAAAAUGGCAAGGGGUGGUCAAGGUUGGAACACUGGGUCUGCUCAAUCAGGGUUGGGUUUAAUCUACGGUUAACAACAACACAAGGUAUCCUAUAGAGGAGCAACUGGGCCCGUGAGAAAUAGCAGCUAAAUUGCACAUACAACACACACACACACACACACACACAUACAAAGACACACACACACAUACAAACACACAACCACACGCUCACACACACACAUACAAACACACACACACACCUCACAAGAGAUAUACACACACAAGCAUACAAACACACAACCACACACACACACACACAAACACAUAGAAACACACACAUACACAAACACACACACAUACACAUUCUCUCUCUCACACACACAUAAACACACGCACACACAAGACGCUACGUAAAGGAUGUAUGUACUGGGCAGUGUAGGUUGAUAUAUGUAACAAGACAGGAUGGUCACAUCUGGAGUGUCUUUGAGUAUAAGUCUGUCCAAUGCAGACUGGCUGGCCUGUGGCUAAAUAACAACAACCGCUCUUCCUCAGAUCCCCAACUACUACUACUACUACAACCACCAUCACCACCACAACCACUAUUACUACUACCACUACUAUUACUACUACUACUACUACUGCUGCUGCUGCUAAAACUAUGUCAGUUCUGAACAAACUGACUCUCCAUGUUGGCAGAAGAUACUCAGAGGUUGGCUACCAUUUGGCAGAACAAAAUGCAGACCAAUCAAAGCAGCAAAGCCCAACUGAAGGGGCCAAGGAGACAAUUAACGAGAGAAAUUGUUCAGAGCCGACCAAGAACCAAGAAGAAAUCCUACCGGCAAAGAAAGGCCCCAACGUGGAAUACCUGAAACCCUCGAAUAUGAUGAACGGACUGAGUGUAAACACAGAGGUACAAGAGACCAACAGCUUGGAACAACACACUGUGAGUGGCACGGUCAUGAACUCAUCAAAGAACCCGCAGUCCCCCGUGUCACCCAUGUCACCCCCGGUAAGCCCCAUCGACCAUUCAAAUAGUAAUGGUGUGGAGUUGAAUGCUAAUGUGACCAUCCAUUGCUCAACCAGUGAUAGCCUGGAAGUACCGUCGUUACCUCUGACCACUUGCUCACAGAAUAAAAAUCUGGAAAAUUCUUUGCUGACAUCAAACCAUUGUGCGAAUGGAAAUGCCAUCAUCAAGAAAAAAACCUCCCAGGCGUUUACCAAGUCUGGGAGAAUUUCACCGAUUUCUCAACAGCAGCGCUCUGUUUCUCGUAGCAGUUCUCAGAUGCGCAAGACAGCGUGGGACCGUGCCGAGGAACGGUUUGAGGCAGAAGAGAGCCAACCUGCUUCAAAAGACAUUAAAACUGAACAUUUGACCACUGAGAUACCGGUGUUCUCUGAUACGGAUUGCGGACAAUUCAGUCUGCGGUUCCUUCGGAAGCCGUUCCAGUCGAAAAUUUUUAACAAAACCCUGGAAGAGCUCUACCAGCGUUAUUUCUUCAAACUGAACAAAACCAAUCUCACACUCUUCAUACUCCUCGUCUCGUUCAUUUGCAUCCUUCUCAUCAUCAUCUAUUACGUCGGAGGCAUGAAGCAUUUCGCUCCCGGUACUGUCCUCUCGCUCACCUUUAUCGCCCUGCUCAUACAGGUGGUCGUUUGCAACAAGAGUUGCUUCACUCGUACGCACAUGCGCUACAUGUGCUUCGCAAUGAUCUUUAUUCUGUGCCUCAUUCUUAUCACAGUCAUUACAACCAGCAACCUCCACAGCAUGACAGAAGGCGUUUGGUGUGUAGUAUUCUGUGUCUAUUUAAUUUACGCUCUGCUACCUCUCGAAAUGCAGCUGGCCAUGUUGAGUGGUAUUCUGCUCUGCCUCAUCGACCUCGUUGCUACUCUGCUGCUAAACUACUACGAAGUUUUCACCACAAAACAGGCUUCCUGCAAUGCGCUGCUAUUUCUAGCUGUGAACAUAGCUGGAGUGUUCACUCGCUAUCCAUGUGAAUCAUCCCAGAGGAAGGCCUUCCUGGAAACCCGGCGAUGGAUACAGAUGAGGCUGCAUACACAACGAGAGAAUCAACAACAGGAGAGUCUGUUGUUGUCCGUCCUACCACAGCACAUCGCCAUGGAGAUGAAGUCCGACAUAACAGGACAACCAAAACACACAAUGUUCCACAAGAUUUACCUGAAACGAUAUGACAGCGUCAGCAUCCUUUUUGCUGACAUUUGUGGCUUCACGGAACUCUCCUCCGAGUGCACAGCCAAAGACUUGGUGCAGCUCCUCAACGAACUGUUUGCACGAUUCGACCGCUUGGCCAACGAGAACCACUGUCUACGUAUUAAAAUCCUUGGAGACUGCUACUACUGUGUGAGUGGUUUACCAGAAUCCAGACAGGACCAUGCCCACUGCUGCGUUGAAAUGGGACUAGAUAUGAUUGAUGCUAUCGGCCUUGUCCGUGCUGUCACACAGACUAACGUAGAUAUGCGUGUUGGAAUACACAGCGGCAGAGUACACUGUGGUGUGUUGGGUUUACGCAAGUGGCAGUUUGAUGUGUGGUCUAAUGAUGUGACCUUAGCCAAUGCAAUGGAAGCUGGUGGUCGGCCAGGAUGGGUGCAUGUUACAGAAGACACCCUGAACUAUUUGGGGAACGACUAUGAGGUGAUACCCGGAGAAGGGGACAAACGGAACAACUAUUUGAAGGAGAACAACGUGAAGACUUUCUUCAUCAAAGCAGAUUCUUACAGACAAAAGCCAAAGAAGAUUGAAACGUUGGACAGUAGAACUCCAAAGCAUAAACAACAAAAGAAACUGAGCUUCAAAAGUAACGUCGGCAUCCAUCAGAAACUUGGUUACGGCAAUCAGACAUCAGCAAAAGACCCCGAAGACGAAGUGAAUGAAUACCUCGACCGUGCCAUCGAUGCCCGUAGUGUCGACCAGCUGCGGGCGGAACAUGUCAAGCCCAUAUCCUUAAAGUUCUACAAGAAAGAAUACGAAGAAAAGUACUCCAAAGUGAGAGACGUCAUGUUCUCGUCCCAUCUCGUCUGCAUCGUCAUCAUCUUCAUCACAAUUAUCUUCAUUCAUCUCAUUAUCAUACCCAGAUCCAUACUCUUCAUAUUAAUCAGUUGUGUUGGUAUUGUUUUCCUGCUGCUGCUACUGCUGAUAGUUUUCAUUGAACGUCUCAAGUGUACAUCUCGUUGGCUGACUGUGUUUGGUGCCAAAGUGGCAGAAAACCGUUCCAUCAACCAGGCGACUGUCACCGUAAUAGUGCUCCUCCUCUUUGUGGCAUCAUUCCUUGAUAUGUUCAGUAUGGAAAACACUAAUCUUCUCUCAUGUCUGAAGAACCUCACCAAUGACCAAUUCAACAAUUCUCUCAUGAAGGACCUCAACAUCACAUUGUCUAACGAACAGAACCUAUGUACAAACUUCUUAUCCACAUCACAUUUUCCUGAAUAUUUUACCUUCUGUGUGUUCCUGGCCAUGAUCAGCACUGGUGUGUUCCUUCAGAGCGGAUCCCUGUUCAAGUUGUUCCUCACCGUUGUCAUGGCAACCAUCUACAUCACCCUCGUCUUCACCACUCAGGCGAAUCUCUUUGAUAACAAGGACCUCCUCCUCAAGCUCAACGUCGGCCAUGACAUCCACACAGAGGUACCAAUCUCGAGUAUAGAUCUGAAAUAUGAAACAACAUGCGUGAUAUUCCUCCUGACGGUCAUCCUCUUCAUACAUGCCAGGCAGGUGGAAUCGACAGCACGGCUGGACAGCCUCUGGAAGUGGGAGGCUAUCGAUGAAAUGGAACAGAUGCAGAAUAUGAAGGCCUACAACCUCAAGUUGGUCACCAAUAUCUUACCUUUAAACGUUGCAGAGCAUUUCUUGAAGAGCCAAAUGAAAAAGGAUGAGGUAAAACACACACACACACACACACACACAAUUCUUGAAGAACAACAGUUCUCUUGCAUCCAGAAGAUCAAGACCAUUGGUUACACCUACAUGGCAGCGUCCGGCUUAGACACAGAAGAGAACUUUCCAGAUUCCAAACACAUUGUGGCAUUGGUAGAAUAUGCCUUUUAUAUCCAGCGACAGCUGAAAACCAUCAACCAGCAUUCCUUCAACAACUUCAAAAUGAGAAUUGGAAUGAAUAUGGGUCCAGUGGUCGCCGGUGUGAUAGGGGCCAGAAAACCUCAUUAUGACAUCUGGGGUAACACAGUCAAUGUUGCCAGCCGAAUGGACAGCACUGGUAUGCCCGACUCUAUACAGAUCACCCAAGAACUCAACGACAUCCUCGUGCCUCUUGGCUACAAAACCCAACAGCGCGGCUACAUAAAAGUCAAAGGAAAAGGAGACAUGUUGACUUAUUUCCUGCUUUCACCAUCCGAUUCCAAGUGAGAGCCCAAAAUCUCCUCCAAGACAUUUGAAAGACUUCAAAGACACAGAGGGGAAUAUGGUGCAAACAGUGAAGACCAUGAACAAAGAUUUGCAGUAAAUGAUGUGAACACAUUGAACAAUGUGAACCCAAUGAGCUUUGUAACAGUGAACAAUGUGUUUACUGUCUGAUGUGUUUACUGUCUGAUGAAUGUGAUAGAAAUAUGAGUUAGGACUUCUGAAACUAACAAAUUUUACUUGGUGUUUAUGCAGACACAACAAUACAAACAUACAUACAUAUUUAUAUAUAUAUACACACACACAUACUUAAAUGCAUGCACUUAUAUAUAAUAUGUAGAUGUAUAAUAU
Molecule: messenger RNA, 5347 nt
Organism: Octopus bimaculoides (California two-spot octopus)
Lineage: Eukaryota; Metazoa; Mollusca; Cephalopoda; Octopoda; Octopodidae
Product: adenylate cyclase type 6
Biological process (GO): adenylate cyclase-activating G protein-coupled receptor signaling pathway; cAMP biosynthetic process; intracellular signal transduction
Cellular component (GO): plasma membrane
Molecular function (GO): adenylate cyclase activity
Source: RefSeq, a predicted model, not a curated record